Fopius arisanus is the source of this 1932-nucleotide messenger RNA. RefSeq lists its product as uncharacterized. Gene Ontology annotation, cellular component: Las1 complex; preribosome, large subunit precursor. Bases 58 to 1929 code for a protein of 623 amino acids. NCBI's taxonomy places the organism in Eukaryota, Metazoa, Arthropoda, Insecta, Hymenoptera, Braconidae. The transcript has 3 exons. Gene Ontology annotation, molecular function: endonuclease activity. The record is from RefSeq and is a predicted model, not a curated record. Gene Ontology annotation, biological process: maturation of 5.8S rRNA; maturation of LSU-rRNA.
AUAUAUAUAUUAUUUGGUCUCUUGUUUUUCAUUGGUCGGCGCACACGUGGCUCAAUCAUGGCACUUUCUGCAAGAAGGGACGAACUCAAACGUGUCCCCUGGUUUUCUCCGUACGAGUGGCACGCUGUUUACAAACAAAUUUAUUCUAAUGACACCGAACAGCAGACGAAAGGUUAUGAGACACUGUUGGUGUGGAAGGCCCGACUGCCGAAGCUUCCAGUGGGCAUCGAAUGCACCCUUUCCUUGAUACAAGUCUGCUUGCGAGAUCGUUCGUGGACACCCCAGAUAAAUUCCAAGGCGCUCCCCAUGCACUACGAGAACGAUCUCUCUCUUAUGUAUGCCACUACAAUAAUGCGAUUCCUGAAUCAAAUCUCAAAUAUCGGCCCUACGAAGCAGUCUUCUCUCUUCCAAAUAGCAAAACAGUUGAAAAUCCCGGAGUGGAUCGUCAACCUGCGCCACGAUGCAGCUCACGGUCACGAUUUGUCCUCAAUCACACUUUUAAGAAUGGCCUCCAACAUCCUGCUCAGAUGGCUCCAUGACGAGUACUGGGCACCAGAAGCUCAAGUCCUCGAAAAACAAAACGAGAUAAUAGAACUCGAGGAGAUUGAAAACUUCGAGUGCCUCGUUGAUCUGAUUGAACUCUGGAUGUCAAUCGGUCUUUAUAUGGAGUCCGAAUUCUCGGUCGUCGCGGAUCUCCCUGAUGACCACCUCAGAAACACUCUCAUGGACUUCCAUUCUCAUACGAAAAUGACAAAACGAGAUCUGGAUACGAGCAUACCUUCAGAACACCUUGACGAACGCACUUACCGUCUCAAAACAGCUAGAUCUCAUUUAUUUACGGAAAUAUCCAACGAACUUCGUCGGAAAAAAGACCAAAAAACCCCAGGAAAAAUCAUCACCGACCUUCUGGUUAAUUGUGAAGUGUUCCUGGCCAGUUCCGAGAUUCUAAGUCUUUUUACAGAAAAAUCUAACGUCAAUGAGAAGCAUGAAAAACUACCUAGAAAAAUGAUCGCAUUUUGGCAACCAAUAAUUGCACUCCUCCAUGAGACGAAAGUCCUGGAGAUGCUGAGCAUGAAGUUGAUUGACGUUGUCCAUUCUAGGGAGAGCUCUUUCCAGAGUAAUCAAAAGAAAAUAUCUGCAAGUUUAUGGCUGAAGGCCAUUGCCCAGAGUUUUGUUAAACUUAGGAUUGCGCAGAGAGAGGGGGAGAAGUUUGAAUAUUCUCAGGGCAGGGGUAAGAAGAUUCCUCAAAAGGUCAUAAAUAAAAAGUUGGAGGGAAUUAUUAAUAAGAAAGUCCAGGAUUUAAAGGAUUCCCCGUGGCUAGGAUUGAAUACUGACGUACCCAGGAUUUUUAGUGAUGAGAGUUUUACUGAAGACAUUAUAAUUCAAGCCAAUGAGUACACGUCGAUUUUUAUUGCAGAGUUCUUGGAACUGGUCAGGCCUGAGAUUAAUUCGGAGAAGAAGAAUAGUUUGCUGGAAUUUUUGAGAAUUCAGAGUGCAGAGGUGAUUGAUGAUGAUAGGGAUAAUGAUGAUGUCGUGUACACUCUUCAAGACUUCAAAGAAAUUUGUGGAGAUAUAGAAGUGGGUGAUGAACAAGUGCCUGGAGAGAACUCUGCAGAUGAAGAAGUCAAGGAUUCAGGUUGGACGAUGGCUCCAAGAGAUUUCAAUUGGGGAGAUUGUGUCUUUGGGGUUCUUCCCUGGCAGAUCAACUCGUUGCAGACUCUGGAAGGUGCAGUGGAACCUAAAGUUGUUUGUCCAAAUGAUGAGGGUGAUAUUGUCCCGGGGAUUGUUCAGGUGAGUGACUUGGCGAGGAAGAGAGUCAACUGGGAGAAAGUCUUCAGGAAAAGUCAGAGGGGCAAGAGAAGGAGAAAAAGGGAAGCUGAUAAGGUAGUGGAUAAAGCUAUUCAGAUUGUAAAGAGCCGGAAGAUGUAAGCA